GCAGUCAGCUGAUUAACCAGGAGUUUCUCUGAUGGCUUCCCAAAGGAGUCACAACAUGGAUAAUAUGCAUGAAUCACCAGACACUGAAGCUCCUAUCAGGCAAAGACACAGUAAUCCACGUCUACCACCCCUGAUGUCUGAGCUGAGGGUGGUUCUUCUGGGGAACAGAUGUUCUUUAAGGAGCUCAGUGGGGAACACAGUUCUAGGAGAGAACUGUCUUGAUGUUAAUAGAGAACCAGAUCGCUGUCAGAGAGUUAGCACAAUCACUGACAACAAACAGAUCACUCUGAUCAACACUCCAGAUCUUCAGCAUCCAAACCUGUGUGGAGAAAAACUGACUGAGUUUGUAAAAGAUUUAAAGAGCAUCUGUGGUUCUGGACCUCAUGUGUUCCUGCUGGUUCUACAACCUGAGAAUUUCACUAAUGAACAAAAACAGAGACUCCAGUCUAUCCUGCAGAUGUUCGAUUCUCCGGACCAACACACUCUGACACUGAUUUCAACAUCCAGAGAAGAAAGCUCGGAUGUCAGAGAGAAAUAUCUUCAGGAUCCACUAAUAGGAGAGUUUCUCUCUGAAUGUAAAUAUGAAUUCAUUCAGAACGAUGAACUUCAACCUUCCAAGUUGUGGACAACGAUUGACCAGAUUCUGGAAGAGAAUUAUGGACAGUAUUCAGUGGGUUUUCAAGGAAAUAUAGAUUCACAUCUGGAGUCACCCGAUCGCCAUGGAAACCAGAAAAAGGAGAAAGAAGGAACGGGAAUCAUGCAUUUUGUAAAAGGAUUAUGGCCAUUUUCAAGACCUGUUGGUCAACCAGUAGAAACAGCAGCUCCUCAAUUUUCUGUCAGGAUUGUUCUGCUGGGAAAGACUGAAGACAAGAGGUCCAAACUGUCCAACUUUAUUAUUGGAGAUAAAGCUUUUCAUUCACAACCACCGAACAAAAUGUGUGUGACAACAUCUGGAGAAUGGAGAGGAAAAUCUGUCUUAGUUGUUAAAACUCCAGACCUGUUUGAGAUGAGCGAUCAGAUGGUGAGAAGAGAGAUGAGCAGAUGCAGGAGUCUGAGCUUCCCUGGACCAAAUGUUCUGCUGCUGAUAGUGAAACCAUCUGAGUUCACUCAAGAAGAUGCAGAAAAACUGACCUUCAUCCUGAGUUUGUUUGGUCAGAAUAGUUUCAAACACUCCAUGAUUGUCCUCACACACAAAGAAAAACAAACCAAUGUUCUAAAUCAGCUGCUGCAGAAGUGUGGAGGAAGACAAUACAACAUGUUUGAGGAAAAUCAUGGAUUAUUGAUGAAGAACAUUGAGAAGAUGAUGAGUGAAAACAAAGAAUCCUUCCUCACCUUCACUGAAGAGACCAGAGGACCACAGUGUGAACAGAUCAAACCAGAUUUAAACCUGGUUCUGUGUGGGAGGAGAGCAGCAGGGAAGACUUCAGCAGUCAAGAAGAUUCUAGGUCUGUCAGAGCUGCAGUCAGUCAGCUCACAGCAGAGUGUUAGAAACCAGGCAGAGGUUAGUGGACGUUGGGUUUCUGUGGUGGAGCUGCCCGCCUUGUCUGAAAAACCCCAGAAGGAAGUGAUGCAGGAAUCCUUCAGGAGCGUCUCUCUCUGUGACCCUGAGGGCAUCCACGCCUUCAUCCUGGUUCUUCCUGUGGAUCCUCUCACUGAUGAGGACAAGAGAGAACUGCAGAUCAUCCAGAAGACAUUUGGCUCUCAGGUCAAAGACUUCACCAGGAUCCUGUUCACUGUGGACUCAGAUCCCAAAGAUCCAAAUGUUGUUCACUUUGUAGAAAAAGAUAAAGACAUCCAGAAGUUCUGUCAGAGCUUUGGAGGAAGAUACAACAUUCUGAACAUCAGGAACAAACAGCAGAUCUCAGAGCUGCUGGAGAAGAUUCAGGUGGAAAAGAGUUAUUCAGUAGAAACAUUUGUACAGGUACAGAUGGAAAAAAACAUUGAACUGGAAGAGGAAGUGAGGAACCUAACAAAACAGGACUCAUGUGAUGAAGAACAGAGUCCAGACAGUCUGAGGAUUGUUCUGAUCGGGAAGACGGGCAGUGGAAAGAGUUCUUCAGGAAACACCAUCCUGGGAAGAAAAGAGUUUAAAGCAGAUUCAAGUCAAACUUCAGUUACCAGAGUUUGUCAGAAAGCUCAGGGUGAAGUGGACGGUCGUCCAGUUUUUGUGGUCGACACUCCUGGUCUGUUUGACACAAGUCUGUCAAACAAAGAGGUUUAUGAAGAGAUGGUGAAAUGCAUCAGUCUGCUGGCUCCAGGACCGCAUGUCUUCCUGCUGGUGAUCCAGAUCGGACGAUUUACACCAGAAGAAAUGGAAACUCUGAAACUCAUCAAGGAAAGUUUUGGAGAAAAAUCUGAACUGUUCACCAUCAUUCUCUUCACCAGAGGAGAUGAUCUGCAACACAAUGAAAAAACAGUUGAAGAAUAUAUUGAGGAGGGUACAAAUUCACUGCAGAAGCUGAUCAGAGAUUUUGGAGGAAGAUACCAUGUGUUCAAUAACUAUGAUAGAAACAACCAACAACAGGUGAGUGAGCUGAUAACAAAGAUCGACUCAAUGGUGAAGAACAAUGGAGGCAGCUGCUUCAGUAAUGAGAUGCUGGAAGAAGCUGAAGCAGCGAUUAGGAAAGAAAUGGAGAGAAUCCUGAAGGAGAAAGAAGAAGAAAUCAGGAAAGAAAAGGAGGAGCUUAAAAGAAAACAUGAAGAAGAAAUGCAAGAAAUGAAAAGAAAAAUGGAAGCAAAGAUGAAAAAAGUACAACAGGAAAGUGAACUGAAACUUAAAGAAAUGAAUGAAAAUAUUAAGAAAGAGCGCGAACAACAACAGAAAGAUCAAGAAGAAAGAGAAAAGAGGAACAAGGAAAGAGAGGAGGAAGAAGAACGACAAAGAGAAGCUUUAAAAAAGCAAAUAGAAGAGCUAGACAAAAAAAUACAGUCAACAAUAGAAGAAAAGAAAACAGAACUGGAGAAGGAGAGAAAUGAAAAGCAAAGGAGUCAAGAAGCCUGGGAGAAGGAACGCAGAGAAUGGUGGGAAAAACAGAAACGAGAAGAAGAAGAGAGAAAACAGGAAGAGCAAAAACGACUGAAGAGAUUUGAGGAACAGUUAGAGAAGGAAAGAGAAAAGUAUGAACAGAAAAGCAAAGAGAAGAACGAGAUCAGAAAAGAAUUGGAAGAAAAAGAAAAGCAAUGUAAGGCAGAGCUGGAAGAAAAAGAAAAGACAUAUAAGAAAGAACUGGAAGAAAGAGAAAAGAAGAACAAAAAAUUAAAGGAGGAUGAAGAACAACAAAGAGAGGCUUUAAAAAAGCAAAUAGAAGAGUUGGACAAAAAAAUUCAGUCAGCAAAAGAAGAAAAGAAAACAGAACUGGAGAAGGAGAGAAAUGAAAAGCAAAGGAGUCAAGAAGCCUGGGAAAAGAAAUGCAGAGAACAAUGGGAAAAACAGAAACGAGAAGAAGAAGAGAGAAAACAGGAAGAACAAAAACGACGGAAGAGACUUGAGGAACAGUUAGAGAUGGAAAGAGAAAAGUAUGAACAGAAAAGCAAACAGGAGAAUCAGGCCAGAAAUGAGCUGAAAGAAAAAAAAAAGAAAUAUAAGGCAGAGCUGGAAGAAAAAGAAAAGACAUAUAAGAAAGAACUGGAAGAAAGAGAAAAGAAGAACAAGGAAAUACAGGAGGAAGAAGAACGACAAAGAGAGGCUUUAAAAAAGCAAAUAGAAGAGCUAGACAAAAAAUUUCAGUCAGCAAUAGAACAAAAGAAAACAGAACUGGAGAAGGAGAGAAAUGAAAAGCAAAGGAGUCAAGAAGCCUGGGAGAAUGAACAGAGAGAAUGGUGGGAAAAACAGAAACAACAAGAAGAAGAGAGAAAACAAGAAGAACAAAAACGACUGAAGAGAUUUGAGGAACAGUUAGAGAGAGAAAGAGAAAAGUAUAAACAGAAAAGCAAAGAGGAGAUUCAGAUCAGAAAAGAACUGGAAGAAAAAGAAAAGAAAUAUAAGGAAGAAACAGAGAAUCUUCAGAAGAAGUUUGAGGAAGAAGCCAGAAAAAGAGCUGAAGAGAAAAAUGAAUUCAUGACUAAAUAUGCAGCUCAGGAGGAAACACACAAGAGUCAACUGGAGGACAAAGAUGAGAAGUACGACUUAUUAAAGGCACUGAAAGAAACAAUGGAAAGACAAAAAAGGGAAAAAUACCAAGAAGAAAUCAGUAAGUUAGUGAAGUGUGUGUCUCAAAAGAAAGGAAAUCUGACAAAAAUAAAAAAUCUGCUGAUAAAACAGGAAGAAGAAAUGAAAAAUGAUCGAACUCAAGAAAAAGGAAACCUACAGAAAAAACAUGAAGCUGAAAUAAGUGAUCUGAUAGAAAAACUUGUUGAAGAAAAACCUUCUUGUUGUAUUUUAUGAAGUUCCAGUAAUUUUUAUCUCCAUCUUCUAGAGACACCAUUCUACAGACAUAUUAACCUCCUGAAUUUAACAAAUGAAUCUGAUCAGAGACUCUGGAAGGAUGACCGCUGCGUGAAGCUUUAACUUUCAAAAGAAAGUGUUUAGAGAAAUCCAGAAUGAUUAUGAUGAGCAAUCCUUUAAUCCUUCAAUGUUUGGUGAAAUCAAAUUAAAAACACAAAUAGAAGAACUCACAGACGUUUGAUAUAGAAAGUAAGAAGAUUACUGCUCUCAGUGAGAAAACUGAAGAAACAGAAAAGUGUCUGUCACAAAAAUUAAAUGGACAAAAAGCUUCAUUUUGUUCAAAAGCAUCAAGUUUAAACUCCGGAUCAAUGAAAGAAGCUCCAACUCUCAGAGAUCUCUGUCCUUGAAUUAGCUUCAUUAAUACAAAUUGUUAAAAGCUCCAGAGUUUUUUUUUCAAAAGCAUGUUUAAUUGAUUUGAUAUUUUCUUACCUUUUAUAACUCAUUUUAUAAGUUUUAUAUGGAACUUCUUGUUUCUUUUGUUUAUAGAUUCUUUUUGUGGCAUUGAAACUACUCACAUUUGUUUCUUUCAGAAUCGUUUUGAAAUCUCGUGAUUUUUCUAGUAUCACUGACAUGUUUGUGGUUCUGCCUACAGAGAUUAGCAUGUUCUCUGAUGGAGAGACAGAACUCUGCAGAAAACCACAGUCGACAAAAUUCUGGAAUAAGUGUAACAGGGGUCUCAAACUCAAUUCAGCCGGGGGCCGCUGGAGGCAGAGUCUGGGUGAGGCUGGGCCGCAUCAGGAUUUUCACAAGAAAAGCGCUGAUAAAACAUUCCAAU
Molecule: messenger RNA, 5219 nt
Organism: Oryzias melastigma (Indian medaka)
Lineage: Eukaryota; Metazoa; Chordata; Actinopteri; Beloniformes; Adrianichthyidae
Exons: 7
Coding region: 32-4384 (1450 amino acids)
Molecular function (GO): GTP binding
Source: RefSeq, a predicted model, not a curated record